Messenger RNA from Dentiscutata heterogama, 849 nucleotides. NCBI's taxonomy places the organism in Eukaryota, Fungi, Glomeromycota, Glomeromycetes, Diversisporales, Gigasporaceae. The record is from the annotation of a GenBank genome assembly.
AUGGAUUCACGACAAAGUAUGCUCGAAGUAGUUAGAAAAGAUAGUAUGAUUUCAACUACUGAAGCUUUUCAUAAACUAGUAGAAAAUGAUGUAAAAAAAUUCGAGUACUCAUCAUUUACAGAUAUCCAUCGCAUUGGAAGAGGUGCAUCUGCAAAUGUAUUCUCUGCUACCUUAGAAAACGAAAAUUAUGCAUUGAAACAUGUGACAGAUGAAGAAAUGUUAAGAGUAGCAACUCGUGAGCUUCAAAUUCUUCAUAAAGUUGAUCAUAUAAACGUCAUUAAAUUUUAUGGAAUUUCUGAAGAAAUUGAUGUUGGAUCCAUUACUUAUGAAAUUCCUGAAAAUAAAAUUCCAAUUGAUGAUUCCGAAGAGCCACCAUUCUUACUCAAUGAAUUGUGGUCAGAAUUUAGAGAUUCAACAAAUCGUGGAAAUGAAUUUCAACAAAUUUCUAAGAAAAUAAAAGAUUUAAUUGAAAAAUAUGGAAAAAAUUUGGAAGCUAUGUUUGAUGAACUUAAAAAUCUACCUGAUGAUACAAAUGCACAAUGCCUUCUUGGAUUUUUUUAUUUCAUCGGAAUUGGAACUAAUAAACAACUUGAUAAAUCAUUCAAAAUAUUUCAACAAGUAGCGGAUAAAAAUAAUUCAGUUGGACAAUUUUACCUUGGUGAAUGUUAUAGAUGUGGUUAUGGAAUUAAAAAAGAUCCUAAAAAUGCAAUUUAUUGGCAUAAAAGCGCAAGUGAAGCAAAAAAACAAUUAAGUCAAUUGUCUCCAAGGAAUAGGGGCUUCUUUUUUAAGGCAAAAGAAAAUGAUAUACAAAGUGAUGGAAACAAUAAAGCUUUAAACACGGAACAUUAA